Molecule: messenger RNA, 1389 nt
Organism: Entrophospora candida
Lineage: Eukaryota; Fungi; Glomeromycota; Glomeromycetes; Entrophosporales; Entrophosporaceae
Source: the annotation of a GenBank genome assembly
AUGAAGCCUUGGGCUGAACAUGACGACUCACCAACAGUAUUUACCGAUGAGUCACCGCCAGAAUCAAAGACAGACAUUAAAAAAACAAAAAAGCCAUUAGUUUUACCAUCGGAGUUGAUAGCAAAAAUAAAAAAUAAAACGAGUCAUUAUAAAAAAGAACAGUUUACAGAAGAAGCUUUAAAGAAAAAUGGGCUGAUUCCAGUGACAGCAAUAUUAUUAGGUUGGAAACGUAGAGAAAGUUUACAAUUAGUAGUCAGUUACCUUUCAAAAUAUCCAUUUGUUAAAGAAAUAUUGAUUUGGAAUAAUAAUGAUGAAAUCAGGCUUAAUGUAAAGGAUUUUAAACUUAUUAAUAGUGAUGGAAUGGUUUUAAAUGUAUUUAAUUCAGAUGAAAACCUUCAUGAUUUAUCAAAGCAUACAACAUGCUCUAUGGCUAAAUAUGAUUAUUGUUACUAUCAAGAUGAUGAUUGGUUAAACAUGUAUAUGGAUAGCAUGUAUACUAAUUUCUUAAAUAAUCCAAGUUUAAUCCAUUCAAACACAAUGCCAAUAAUUCACUUAGAACACAGAAGAUGGAUGUUUGCUAAUGCUGAUAAAAAUCUUCAUACUGGAUUUACUUGGUUUGGCUGUGGCUCUUUUGUUCCACGUGCAAAAGUACAAAGGUUUUUAGGGCAACUUGGAUCUAUUUCUUUGGCAAAAGAACGUUUAAAACUUUCAGACAUGUACUUUUCAAUAUGGACAAACCAAUAUCCUUAUCAAUUAUCUAAUCCUUUGACACCAUUAGAUCAGCAAGAAGGUUGGACUGUCAACACUGGAUCUGAAUUGUUUGUGCGUGAAGAAGAAAAACCAUAUUUCAGUGAACGAAAUGCUAGAGCACCAUGUUUAAAUGAUAAAUGCCUUUUCAUAACAAACAUUGAUCCAUUUCCACAUCCAUCACGUAUUUAUUAUGCAAAUAAUGUCACCCAUAUACAUGAACAUGAACACAAGUUUAAUGAAUUAGAUUUUCCUAGUAAUACUUUUUGGGAUCAGCAUGCUUAUCAUAAUGCGGUGGACCUUGAUGAGAAAACUUGCUGGAAUUCAUUUAGAAUUCCACAUGUUGGUGAUUAUUUUGGUUUACACUUUAUUGAACCAAAGUCUUACAAAAAGAUAAAAAUAAUUUCCUCAAAAGAUAUAAGUAACUUUGAUGCAUCAUUUAAUAUUAAAACUUCUUCAAAUGAUACUUUAGAUAAACUUGAAACGAAUGGAGAUUCUAAUGUAUUAUACAAUUCAAUAACAAUAGAAUUUGAUUGUAUAAAUAAUGAACCAAUAAGCUUUAUAAAAGUCGAGGCUUCAAGAAAUUUCACUGAACCUUUUGAUAUUUGUUCGAUGGUUUUAGAUGAUAAUUUUAUUAUAUAA